AUGAGAGCACCUGACUCGUUCCGGGACCCGGGACUCUGGUGCGACUUCCAUCAUGAUCAUGGCCACAAAAGUGAAGACUGCGUCGCCCUGAAGAUCGAGAAAGCCAAGGCUCAUCAUAGCAAAGAAGCAUCAGGGAAAUCCAAAGGAGACACACCAAGCUCACCACCUCGCCAGGACCGAGUGAUUCAUGUAAUCUCAGGAGGCUCUGAAGUAAGUGGCGUGAGUCAUGCAGCUGCAAAGAAGAGCACCCGUAAUACUAAACACGGCAAGGAGACUGCUCAACCUAAACGCCUACUUCUUGGUACCGACGAGAUAAGCUUCACCGCCAAGGAGCAAGAGAAGAUAUUGGCUCCCCACCAUGACGCUCUAGUUGUCUCUCUCACCAUAGCGAACUGUUUGGUGAAAAGAAUACUAGUAGACAACGGGUCCUCCAGUAACAUCAUCUUCCUGACGGCGUACCAAGACCUAGGGUUAGAGGAGAAUACCCUGACUUGCAAAGUAACUCCACUCAUCGGGUUCAGCGGCGAGGUCAAGCAAACCGCUGGGGAGGUUGUUCUGCCAGUAUAUGCUGAAGGGAUCAACCUAUCUACCAAAUUCCUGGUCGUGGACUGCCAAUCGGCAUACAACAUGAUCUUAGGACGACCCAGGAUUCACGACAUGGGAGCAGUCCCCUCAACCCUCCAUCAAAUAGUGAAGAUCCCUACACCCUGGGGCAUCAGAGCAAUCCGAGGAGACCAGGAGAAUUUUAGGUCCUGCUACCAGACCACCUUAAAAGGAAAGACCAAGGUCUUAUAG
Molecule: messenger RNA, 795 nt
Organism: Brassica oleracea var. oleracea
Lineage: Eukaryota; Viridiplantae; Streptophyta; Magnoliopsida; Brassicales; Brassicaceae
Exons: 2
Coding region: 1-795 (264 amino acids)
Source: RefSeq, a predicted model, not a curated record